Messenger RNA from Neltuma alba, 1799 nucleotides. RefSeq names its product glutamate-rich WD repeat-containing protein 1-like. Lineage: Eukaryota; Viridiplantae; Streptophyta; Magnoliopsida; Fabales; Fabaceae. Gene Ontology annotation, biological process: ribosome biogenesis. Gene Ontology annotation, cellular component: nucleolus. The record is from RefSeq and is a predicted model, not a curated record. Gene Ontology annotation, molecular function: protein binding.
CUGCCUCUGCUCAGCCUCCACGCAGUCGCGGACCGCCUUCACUCGUACAUUGAACUUGUUCCGUCGUGUCUUGGGUGUUUGUUCUCACUGUUUGGAAGCUCAUUUGCUGCCUCGCCUCUCUUAGACGUCUUCUCUUCUCUUAUAGUAAGGCGAUCGCCGAGUCAGUUCAAUAAUCUACAAUGACUCGCAGCCUAAAGAAUCCCAAGAAAGCUAAGAGGAAGAACAAGGGCUCGAAGAAAGGGGAUGGGUCUUCAUCUUCUUCGAUACCUUCUGCUCCCACUAAGGUUUGGCAACCGGGUGUGGACAAGCUGGAGGAAGGAGAAGAGCUCCAGUGCGAUCCUUCUGCUUACAAUUCUCUUCAUGGCUUCCACAUUGGAUGGCCCUGUUUGAGCUUUGACAUUGUUCGUGAUACUCUGGGCUUAGUUCGGACUGAAUUUCCUCAUACCGUCUAUUUCAUGGCAGGGACUCAGGCAGAGAAAGCUUCGUGGAAUUCUAUUGGGAUUUUUAAAGUAUCAAAUAUCUCUGGUAAAAGACGUGAACUGGUGCCUAAAACUGCAACUGAUGACGCUGAAAUGGAUAGUGACAAUAGUGAUAGUGAGGAUGACAGUGAUGAUGAAGAUCCUGAUAGUUCUAGGUCUCCCAUUUUGCAGUUGCGGAAGGUAUCUCAUGAAGGAUGUAUCAACCGCAUACGCUCCAUGACUCAAAAUCCUCAUAUAUGUGCAGCAUGGGCAGAUACUGGCUAUGUACAGAUCUGGGACUUCAAAUCUCAUCUCAAUGCUCUAGCAGAAUCAGAAACAGAAGGCGCCCAAGGAGCAUCUUCAGUUAAUCAGGAUCCGCUGGCUAAGUUUAAGCAUGGAGAUGAAGGAUAUGCCAUAGACUGGAGUCCUGUUGAUCCUGGAAUGCUUGCAUCUGGGGAUUGCAAGAAUUGUAUAUACCUGUGGAAGCCUACGUCUGCUGCAACCUGGAAUGUUGACAAAAUGAAUAUUGCGCACAAAGCAAGUGUCGAAGAUCUACAGUGGAGCCCUACAGAACCUAAUGUUUUUGCUUCUUGUUCUGUUGAUGGAAGUAUUGCAAUAUGGGAUACCCGUCUGGGGAAGUCACCGGUAACAUCUUUUAAAGCUCACAAUGCAGAUGUUAAUGUCAUGUCAUGGAACAGGCUAGCCAGUUGCAUGUUGGCCUCUGGGAGUGAUGAUGGGACAUUUUCUAUUCGUGAUCUUAGAUUGCUCAAGGAUGGAGAUUCUGUGGUAGCACAUUUUGAAUACCAUAAGCAUCCAAUCACAUCCAUUGAGUGGAGCCCACAUGAAGCUUCUUCUUUGGCUGUUUCAUCGUCUGAUAAUCAGCUAACAAUAUGGGACCUUUCCUUAGAAAAGGACGAGGAAGAAGAAGCUGAAUUUAAAGCUCAAACCAAGGAACAAGUGAAGGCCCCUGAAGAUUUGCCUCCUCAACUUUUAUUUAUUCACCAGGGACAGAAGGACCUUAAAGAACUACACUGGCAAAAUCAGAUUCCUGGAAUGAUUGUGUCUACUGCAGCAGAUGGAUUUAACAUUCUCAUGCCUUCAAAUAUUCAGACAACUUUGCCAUCCGAGGGAGCUUGAUACUUGGUCAUUGGUAGGGAUAUUUCCUGCAAGAUCAUGGCACCUAUCUGGUGCAACAAUUUUUGGUGUAAAUUCCACAAAGUGAUGCUGCAACACGAUCCAGAACUGGCUAUGCUUCAUUGUUUUUCUGUUGUGUUCUGUGAAGGAUGUAUGGAUUGAUAAGGAAUUUGAUAUUAAUCAAAUGUACCUGAAUUUUGGAUUUGA